UCCGCUGCUGCUGAGAUGUGCUACGGCGCCUCCUACCUGCUGGCCACCCUUGGGGGCAAUACCUCCUCCAGCACCAAGGACAUCAAGAAGAUCUUGGACAGUGUGGGCAUCGAGGCGGACGACGACCAGCUCAACAAAGUCAUCAGUGAGCUGAACGGAAAGAACAUUGAAGACGUUAUUGCCCAGGGUGUUGGCAAGCUGGCCAGUGUGCCCGCUGGUAGGGCUGUGGCGUCUGAAGCUCCAGGCUCUGCAGCCCCUGCUGCUGGUUCUGCCCCUGCUGCAGCUGAAAAGAAGAAAGAUGAGAAGAAGGAGGAGUCCGAAGAGUCAGAUGAUGACAUGGGAUUUGGCCUAUUUGAUUAA
Molecule: messenger RNA, 360 nt
Organism: Tupaia belangeri chinensis (Chinese tree shrew)
Lineage: Eukaryota; Metazoa; Chordata; Mammalia; Scandentia; Tupaiidae
Product: 60S acidic ribosomal protein P2-like
Biological process (GO): cytoplasmic translational elongation
Cellular component (GO): cytosolic large ribosomal subunit; ribosome
Molecular function (GO): structural constituent of ribosome
Source: RefSeq, a predicted model, not a curated record